This is a messenger RNA of Thecamonas trahens ATCC 50062, 1242 nucleotides long. RefSeq names its product GTP-binding protein. The coding region runs from base 1 to 1242 and encodes 413 amino acids. Lineage: Eukaryota; Apusomonadida; Apusomonadidae. The transcript is spliced from 3 exons. Gene Ontology annotation, cellular component: cytoplasm. The record is from RefSeq and is a predicted model, not a curated record. Gene Ontology annotation, molecular function: GTP binding; ATP hydrolysis activity.
AUGAUUGCAGCAGUGGGCAAGCCGUCUGCCGGCAAGUCGUCACUCCUCAAUGCCGUGACCGAUGCCAAGGCCAAGGUCGGUGCCUAUCCCUUCACCACCAUUGAGCCCAAUCGAGGCAUGGCCUGGAUCAAGGUCGAUGCUCUCCUCGAACUGGAUCCUCGGUUGCGUUCCGUCCCGGUCUCUGUCCUCGAUGUGGCUGGACUUGUGCCCGGUGCGGCAGAAGGUGCUGGGUUGGGCAACAAGUUUCUGGACGAUCUGCGGACGGCACAGGUCUUAGUUCAUGUAGUGGACGCCUCGGGAACGACCGAUGAAAAGGGCCAGGCUGCGCGCGGCUACGAUCCGGUCGGCGAUGUCGAGUGGCUUUUUGACGAGAUCAUCUCGUGGGUCGCCGGCAAUCUGGCUGCAAAGUGGCCGGCUACAGCUCGCCGUCACGCCCGGACCGGCGCCCGCAUGGCCGAUACGCUGCAGGCGCAACUGUCAGGCUAUGGAACCAAGCCGGCACUGACGGCCGAGCUCGUCGACACGCUCGGGCUCCGUGACUCGGAGGAUUUGGAAGCGUGGGACGACGAGCGCAUCCGCGACCUCGCCGCAGCCUUUGUCGCCGCCCGCUUCCCCACUAUCCUCGCCCUCAACAAGAUCGAUCACCCGGAUGCCGACGUCAACAUCAUGGGAAUUGUCUCUAAAUACGGUGACGACCGGGUCGUCCUCUGCUCUGCCCUCGCCGAGCUUGCGCUGCGCAAGAUGGCCAAGGCGAAGUACAUCGAGUACGUGCCCGGGACCGACGAGGUGCUCACGGCCGCCGACGCGCCCGACGCCGGCCUCAAGCCGCUCCCGUCCAAGCACGCCUCAACGCUCGAGUCGAUCCAGGACCUUGUUCUCUUCCGCCACGGCUCGACUGGCGUCCAUGAAGUCAUUGCCGCCGCCGUUGCCGAGCUCGGCCUCUUUCCAGUCUUUCCGGUCGCGUCAGCACAGUCGUGUCGCGGCUUCGACCUUGCACGCAGCGCCGGCGCCGCGGGGAGCAGCGGAGGAGCCAGCAGCACGGACGGGCCUGGCCUCUUCUCCGACGUGUUUAUGGUCAAGCCGGGCACCACCGUCCGCACCUUUGCCAUCAACUUUCUCCGCAGCCUGUAUGGCGACGACGGGCCGGGCUUUGGCCACGCCGAGCGGCCGGAUGGGACGCCGCUCUCGGGCGGGCACGUUCUCACGCCCGACGACACUGUGUUGCGGAUUGUGACCGGGUAA